AUGUACCACGACGAGGCAACACACAAUGACAAGGAAGAAUGGGAAGUUCCGGAACAAGAAGACAACGCGAUUGAUAUAAACGAGGAAGAAUACGAUGAAGAGGACGAUUGGCAAGACACGAACGUGAUCGAUUACUGGCAAGCAGCUUUCAAAGGAUAUAUGAGUUAUCAUCAAAAGGAUGCCGAUCCAGCCAUCUUGAUUCCUGCACCCAAACGGCGACCCAAGAGAGAUGAUCAUACCAAAGGCACGAAGAGGAAAUGGGAGGAUGAUGAUGAUAAGGUUGAAGAACAACAGCAACAAGAUGACGAGAUUGAAGAGGAACAAGAAGAGGAGGAACAAGGUUAUGAGGAGGAAGCUAUUGAAGAUACACAAUGGAAGGAUGCUGAACAAGAAACGACUGAUCAACAACAAUACAAUGAUUCAUAUCAAUACUACAAUUACUACCAUCAGCAACAACAAUAUCCACAAUUGCAUCAAGGAUACGCAUCGGGUAAUGUUUCGGGUCAAGGGUUUGGAGCACAACCACCACCACCACCACCUCCUCCAUUUCCAGGUAAUCCCUCAUUCAUGGCUGCUCAAGACAAUGAAGCGUUUGCCAAUAUGAUUAUGGCAUGGUACUACAGUGGCUAUUAUACGGGAUAUUACCAAGCUAGGCGUGGAUAG
Molecule: messenger RNA, 663 nt
Organism: Lichtheimia ornata
Lineage: Eukaryota; Fungi; Mucoromycota; Mucoromycetes; Mucorales; Lichtheimiaceae
Exons: 6
Coding region: 1-663 (220 amino acids)
Source: RefSeq, a predicted model, not a curated record